AUGCACGUCGUCAACGAAAACGGCCCUCAAAAACGAUGCGUUUGCGACGAGACUCUCGAGGGCCCCGUGAGAAGCGGUGAACGGCGUGCCAAAAGCCGGCCAGGGUGCGGACUGUGGGCAGAGAAACAAAGGAAGGGCCACACGUCACGGGCGAUGAAGAUCCAGACUCGCCGUGAUGGCCGUGACUUUGGUGGUGUUGGUGGCGGCGCCUGCGUUGUGAGCUGGUCUUCUGUCUCGCGAUGUUCGUGCUACCUGCUGCCGCCGAACGCCUACCAGAGCAACCCCAGCAACCCAACCCCACUCUAA
Sporothrix schenckii 1099-18 is the source of this 306-nucleotide messenger RNA. RefSeq lists its product as uncharacterized. The record is from RefSeq and is a predicted model, not a curated record. NCBI's taxonomy places the organism in Eukaryota, Fungi, Ascomycota, Sordariomycetes, Ophiostomatales, Ophiostomataceae. Bases 1 to 306 code for a protein of 101 amino acids. The transcript has 2 exons.